This is a messenger RNA of Syngnathoides biaculeatus (alligator pipefish), 936 nucleotides long. It is a transcript of the gene anapc10, whose product is annotated as anaphase promoting complex subunit 10. The record is from RefSeq and is a predicted model, not a curated record. Gene Ontology annotation, biological process: anaphase-promoting complex-dependent catabolic process; protein K11-linked ubiquitination. The transcript has 4 exons. Lineage: Eukaryota; Metazoa; Chordata; Actinopteri; Syngnathiformes; Syngnathidae. Gene Ontology annotation, cellular component: anaphase-promoting complex. Bases 142 to 831 code for a protein of 229 amino acids.
GAACUCUGUUAACCUUUCCUCCGGAAGCGCAACAACAAAAACAGUCCGUGCGGAACCCCGCACCCCAACUCGAGGUCCCGCGGGUGAAUUAUGUAAACACCACAGGAUGAAUGUUCUUUGCGCGUUCGCUGGGUGGCGAUAAUGCGUCCGGAGGCUGCUGGAAAUAAAUGCGAGGAAGCGAAAGCAGCCGUCCGUCUGCUCUGGUUCUGGCUCCGGCUCGCCUUUCGAGACGCGCUCCUCUUCCCACCCCCCCCCCCCCCAGUUCAAACGAUGGCCACGCCGACCAAAACGCCGCCCGGGGCAGACCCGAAGCAGCUGGAGCGGACCGGUACGGUUCGGGAGAUCGGCUCACAGGCGGUGUGGUCGUUGUCCUCCUGCAAACCAGGUUUUGGUGUGGACCAGUUGAGGGAUGACAACCUGGAGACGUACUGGCAAUCGGACGGAUCCCAACCGCAUCUGGUCAACAUCCAGUUUAGGAGGAGGACCACCGUGAAGAUGUUGUGCAUUUACGCCGAUUACAAGUCAGAUGAGAGCUACACGCCCAGCAAGAUCUCCGUCAGAGUGGGGAACAACUUCCAUGACUUGCACGAAGUCAGGCAGUUGGAGAUGGUGGAGCCCAGCGGCUGGAUCCACGUGUCGCUCCUGAACCAGCGGACCGACGAGCCCGUCCGGACGUUCAUGAUUCAGAUCGCCGUGCUGGCCAACCACCAGAAUGGCCGAGACACGCACAUGCGCCAGAUCAAGGUGUACACGCCGGUGCAGGAAAGCUCCGUGGGGAAGUUCCCGCCGUGCACCACCGUGGACUUCAUGAUGUACCGAACCAUCCGGUGAUCCCCGACUCGGAGGCUUUCUGUUUUGUAGCGUACCUUGACUUGUUUGCCAGAGCCACAAUUGUGCCCCCGUCCCUCCGACAACCCAAUAAACCUUUCCCUCCUC